AUGCAUGACCCGGGGAAGUGUCCUGUGGAGGAGUUCAACAACACGAUCCGCCAGUGGUGCGUCCCAACCAAGCAUGCGGGGAUGCUUCCAGAGAAGGCCGAGAAGAUGUCAAACUGGGACGCUCGCCAGGUUUGA
Molecule: messenger RNA, 135 nt
Organism: Peronospora matthiolae
Lineage: Eukaryota; Oomycota; Peronosporomycetes; Peronosporales; Peronosporaceae
Source: the annotation of a GenBank genome assembly